UCUGCCGGUGGCUUCUGCUCUUCUGCCAGCUUCUGCGUCGGCCAUUAAAAAAUUCUGUCCGAUACUGUCCCGUGGAAGAAGGCCUUUUUCGGCGAAUACUACCGGCACACUCAGAAACCGUGCUAGGCACAAAGCCCAUGAGUGUUGUUGCAUGGAGAGUGGACCGGGACCUCGGGAGGUGGCUCUGGACUCUGGUCAGGCAUCGACAGCGGCGGCUCUGCUGAAGGACGGCCUCGGACAGCUCAGUCUGGGGCCGGCCGACCCAGGGGCGCCUGAGGCCACCCCCCCAGCGGCUGCUGCCUCCAGGGGCAAGGGUGGCAAGAAGGCACAAGGGACCAAGGCCAAGCGUCAACAGCUUUGCCUGGCAACGUGCGAGCGUGGUCGCCUCUCCCUCAGCGACCCUAGCAACCUGCGUGCCAAUGCCUCGUCGGCUGCAGCACGGUCUCCGCUCGCCGGCAGACACCCCUCGGUCCCUCUGAGUACCAGCCCGUCCCUGUCGGGUGCUGCUUCGUGGGGCCCCACUCGGGACCGGGCAGCCUCGGAUCCACGACGAGGGGCUGGAGCAGCGUUGUUGCCACCAGAGCUGAAAGCACAACACGCUGCCCAUCGCUGCAAGCGCACCGGUGGAGGUCCGCCUCCAGGAAGCAGGUCGGAAAGUGGCUCGAGCCCUCUGGCUUCUUCCCACCUCCGCCGGAGUCCCUGCAGUCCAUCGAGUGCCGCGACGCUUUCGGAGGGCUCCUUCCCCUCCAGCAGGCGAAGCUCUGAGACCCACCUGGCAUCUCCAUCCUUUUCAUCGCAACGACAGAAGCCCAAGGACCGUGCCGCCAAAUAUGAGGCAUACAUGCCAUUGUGUGAAGUACAACAAGCCCUGAAGAAAGGGGAGGUCGUGGAGGGGGUGCUGCGCAUCAACCCGAGGAACUACGAGGACUCCUUUAUCAGUGCGCCGGACAGUCAGAUGGACAUCUAUAUUGGCGGUCUACGUGACCGGAACCGGGCCCUCAACGGGGACCUUGUGGCUGUGAAGAUCAAGCCACAGGAAGAGUGGAAGGUUCUUUGGGACCGGAUACACCUGUGGGAACAGAAGACUGGCCAGAGCAUCCACGAUGUCCUUCUAGGCAGCAACAGUGCAAGCGGAGGAGGCUCUCCAGUCGAAGAUGGCGAGAAGUUGGAAGAGCAGCCCAACGACUCACUCCUGGAGGAGGACUUUGUGGACGAGUCGCCCGAAUCGCCAGUGCCUCUGGCAGCAGCCACCUGGGAUGGCUCUUCUCCGAACCCAGGUGCUCCUCGUCCCUCGGACACCAUCGAGGUGCUCGGCAUCGAGCGGCUGCUUGGCCAGGUGCAGGAGUAUGUGCAGAAGCAGCGACACAAUGGCAGAAGCCACCGGAAGUCGGGAGGCCCUCGUCAAGGCCGCCUGCCCAUGCUGUGCUCGUUGGAGGCAUCGCUGGCACCGCUUCCUUCCGCACUUGUCGCCACGACUCUGGGCGGAGACCGGCUGCCGGCACCAACCCGUCCACAGCCGGAGACCCAGCCAGAACCGGAAAGAGAGCGCGAGGACACCGCUGCUAUGGACCCCUGGGCCGAGACCGAGGACCUGGGCUCCACCAUGGUCUUCUCGCCGGAGGAACUGCUCGAGGUACCCGAGCCAGAGCGACACCACCGCUCCUCGUCGCCACCUCUCCAAGGGCGUGUGGUCGCCCCCGACGAACUGAGCGGCGAGGACGAUUGGUCAUCGGAUGCGGAGAGCACGGGCAGUGCAGCGCUCGAGCAACACCUGGAAGACAUGGCCUUCCUGCAGGCCUCCCUGGAUGCACGCAACCCACAGCAGGAGGAGGGCAGCGCACCACAGGGCAGGACGGGGGGAGAAAGCGUCGCCGAGCGCAUCGGGCGCAGCGUCAACUUGGCAGCAGCCACGUCGGAGGUAGACGGCAUCAGUUUGCCACCUCCACCAAGGUCCGCCGUGGAGCAGGAACCACCACCAGACAGCAAGAGUGCAGCAUCCGGGGGUGGCUGGGGGCCUCUCACGUGGGGCCUCGCUCCCGGUGGGGACCAAGAGGGGCCAAAGGAGACACCCGCUGUGCCACCUCAAGCAGCGCAAGAAGCUGCCGCGCAAACUACACCCCCAGACGAGGAAUGUCUCGUCAGCAGCCGCAAGGGCGAGCGUCUGGCCGGCAACAACAAGCACCGGAAAAGACGUUCGUCGAAGAAGGACAAGAAAAAACGGGGACCAGCCGUGCAUGGUGGGAAGGCACGUGCAGCCAAGGGCCAGUACGAGGGGCUCUCGGUGGCCGACAUUCUGCGCCAUCCUCUGUCCAAACGCUUUGUGCAGCGCACAGGAGAGGUGGUGCAUAUCCUGGAGGCCAAGAACUCUAGGGUGACGGCUGGCAUCUUGCGGCAGCUGCAGGACAACAACCCGGUGUGGGUGCUGUUCUCGCCAAGGGACGCACGCUUUCCCCGACUCAUGGUGCCUGCACAGGAGUGCCCACCCGGCUUCUUUCAACGCCCCGCUGACUUCAGCCACACCUUAUUCCUAGCAGAGCUGGUCAAGUGGUUGCCAGACGCCAACUUCCCCCUGGGGAGGAUUCGUCAGCUGCUCGGCCCUGCAGGCAGCAUCCCCGUGGAGACAAAUGCCAUCCUCGAGUCGUACAACAUCGACCACCAAGAGUUCCCACCGGGCAUCCUUGACGACCUUGGGGUCACCAACGAGUGGAAAGUGCCCGAGGAAGAACUGUCGGGGCGAAGAGACUUUCGAGAAGAGCUGGUGUUCACCGUGGACCCCAAGACCGCACGAGAUCUGGACGACGCCAUCUCGUGUCGCCGGCUCGUUGUGGCCGAAGGGGAUUCGCGUGAGCUGUGGGAAGUGGGCGUGCACAUAGCGGAUGUGUCUCGCUUUGUGCGGCCAGGAACACAGCUCGACCAGGUGGCCCAGAAGCGGGCAACCAGUGUCUACCUCGUGGAACAGGUGAUUCCGAUGCUGCCACGGCUGCUGUGUGAUCACCUGUGCAGCUUGCACCCUGGUGAGGACAAGCUGACCUUCUCAGUGGUCUGGACACUGACCUCCGACGGUCGGGUGCUGAGUGAAUGGUUUGGCCGCUCCAUCAUCCGGUCGUGCUGCAAGCUGAGCUACGAGCAUGCACAGGACCUGCUGGACGACCCCGAUCGGGAACGUGCCCCAGGCGAGUUGCCGGAUGUGUUUGGCAAGCACACGAUUGGCGAGAUAGCCGAAUGUCUGCAUGUUCUGCGUGGCAUGACAGAGUCCAUGCGUAGACGCCGCUUUGACGGGGGAGCCUUGCGACUAGACCAGGUCAAGGUGGUCUUCUCGCUUGGCAAGAACUUCCAGCCCUACGGGUUUUCUGUCUACGAGCACACCGAGAGCCACCGGCUGAUUGAGGAGCUGAUGCUGCUGGCCAACAUGGCCGUGGCCCACCGGCUGUACAAGGCGUUUCCCGAGGAGGCCUUUCUGCGCUCGCACCCUCCACCCGAUGACGCCCAGCUGGUGGAGGUGGAGGCACUGUGCACUGCCUAUGGGGUCCCCCUGGACACCACCUCAGCCGGCACUCUGCAGGCCUCCCUGAACGCUAUGGUGGGCACAGACGAGCUGUCGCAUGCCAAACUCAACGUGCUCACACACAUGCUCUCCAAGCCCAUGAAGAUGGCCGUCUACUUCUGUGCGGGGCGGCGAGAGGAUCCCUUCUCGUUUUCCCACUAUGCUCUCAACGUGCCUCUCUACACGCACUUCACGUCACCCAUCCGGCGCUACGCCGACAUUGUGGUGCACCGGCAGCUGGCAGCUGCCCUCGGUUGUGGACCUGCCGUGGCGUUGAGUGCUUCGGAGUUGCAGUCGGUGGCCGACCACUGCAACGACAACAAGUACAAGGCACGCACUGUGCAGGAGCUGAGCAUCGACCUGUUCCUGCAUGCCUUCGUGGAACAGUGUGGCUCGCUCGAGGACAAGGCCAUGGUGACGGCCGUGCUUGAACACGCCUUCGACGUACUCGCGCUCAGCGUCGGCAUGGUCAAGCGCGUCUACUGUGAUAAGCUGGGCGUGAAAGGUUUCCAGCACUCAACCGAGGGUGGCCGCAAUGCCAUUGAGCUGCACUACCAGUCAUCUCAGGCUCCCAAUGAAGUUGUAGUCAACAUUGGCGUGUUCCAGCUGGUCGACGUGCUCAUCACAGUCGUGCCUAACGACCCACUUAAGUACCAGGUUGUUCUGAAGCUUCCCCCAUUCACGGUGCCUGUAAAGAAGGAAGACAAUGACAGGAGGCACCAGAAGCGAUGAAAAUGGACUUCACUUUAAAUUAUGCCUUGCCACCCCACUCUUUUCUAUAUUUUUUUCCUCCCUCGCAUGGCUUUUGCUCUUUUAUUUGGCAUGACUCUCUGGAACUGUUCUUUUGUGAGAAUGCGUUUUUGAGACUGAUGAACUUUACCAUGGGCUGCGCAAGAUGUGAUUAGGACAAUAAAAUACUUAUUUCAUACA
Messenger RNA from Rhipicephalus sanguineus (brown dog tick), 4474 nucleotides. Its product is annotated as DIS3-like exonuclease 2. Gene Ontology annotation, biological process: miRNA catabolic process. The record is from RefSeq and is a predicted model, not a curated record. Gene Ontology annotation, molecular function: 3'-5'-RNA exonuclease activity; RNA binding. Gene Ontology annotation, cellular component: P-body; exosome (RNase complex). Lineage: Eukaryota; Metazoa; Arthropoda; Arachnida; Ixodida; Ixodidae.